CACAUAUUGGUGACUUUAAACAUAACCUUUCUAUUCAAAAUCGAAAAAUUUUCCCGUUGAAAAUGAAUAAUUAUAAAAUUGUUGGAAGGGCUGGAGAAGGGGCGCACGGGUUUGUUUUUAAAGGAAUCGAUGUAAGAACAGAAACUCUAACAGCAUUAAAGAAAAUAACCAUAAAUCCAAAUAAGGACAUUCCCAAACCCGUUAUGAGAGAAAUACUUGCUUUGCGCGUUUUAAAACAUCCAAAUAUAUUAAGCUUGCUAGAAGUCUUUACAGUGGGAAGUUCUGUAGUUUUAGUAAUGGAAUAUCUACCUAUGUCCUUGUACGAAAUUCUUAAGAACAAGGAGCUUACAUUGACGCUAGGACAAAUCAAAACUUAUCUUAAGAUGUUAUUAAGAGGAAUCAAUUAUAUGCACCACAAUCAUAUAAUGCAUAGGGACAUCAAACCGGCGAAUCUUUUAAUAAGCAAAAAAGGAAUUUUAAAGAUAGCUGACUUCGGUUUGGCGAGGAUCUACGAUCACGAAAAGCGCCGUUUGUAUUCGCAUCAAGUUGCAACGAGAUGGUAUAGGGCUCCUGAGUUAUUGUACGGAUCGAGAACGUACAACAUGGCUGUGGAUAUGUGGUCCGUGGGAUGUAUUUUAGCCGAAAUGAUAAUGAGGAAACCGCUUUUUCCUGGGGAAACGGACAUAGAACAGCUAGCAAUUGUAUUAGGAACUUUGGGUACACCGAAUAGUGAAACGUGGCCUGGUUUGACGCAAUUACCCGACUAUAAUAAAAUAGCUUUUACGCAUACAGAACCGAAGGAAUGGUCGGCGAUUUUAUCCGAAAUCGAUCCCGCGACUAUUAAAUUGAUAAGCAAGAUAUUGAUAUACGAUCAAAACAAAAGGAUGACGGCAAAGGAGGCAUUAAGAGACAAAUUCUUUCAAGAAAAACCGUUCCCUUGCAAACUGUCACAAAUGCCCAAGUUAGAAGAUUGGAAAUCAAACGAUUCAUUAAAUUUUACAGAAUUCGACAAAAUUUUCAAUUCCAUAAGCGACGAGAUUGGCUGCGGGGAUAUUAUCAAAAAAGAAAGACGUCGUGUAUAGUUUUCGUUUAACUGUGAAGUGUCAGUUAUUGGUUUUAGAAAAAUUUAUACACUUUUAUAUAUUUUAAUUAUACUAAAAAAAUUAUACUUUUUUUUUUCGUUAACAAAUUUAUAUUAUAACUAAACAAUUUAUUAAACAGAUUUUAAAUCCGU
This is a messenger RNA of Diabrotica balteata, 1234 nucleotides long. Lineage: Eukaryota; Metazoa; Arthropoda; Insecta; Coleoptera; Chrysomelidae. The record is from the annotation of a GenBank genome assembly.